Loxodonta africana (African savanna elephant) is the source of this 1344-nucleotide messenger RNA. RefSeq names its product olfactory receptor 51I2-like. Bases 385 to 1344 code for a protein of 319 amino acids. Gene Ontology annotation, cellular component: plasma membrane. The record is from RefSeq and is a predicted model, not a curated record. The transcript has a single exon. NCBI's taxonomy places the organism in Eukaryota, Metazoa, Chordata, Mammalia, Proboscidea, Elephantidae. Gene Ontology annotation, biological process: G protein-coupled receptor signaling pathway. Gene Ontology annotation, molecular function: G protein-coupled receptor activity; olfactory receptor activity.
UGUUUGUUUUGGUUUGAAUUUUGUUGUUGUUGUUUCUCUGCGUAUGUGUGUGUUUCAUUUCUGGAGUUCUAUUGUGGUAAAUAUAUGUGUAACAAAACAUUUCCAUUUCAACAUUUUUUGCAUAUAUAAUUCAAUGACAUUAUGUUCAUCAUGUUGUUCAGCCAUCACGCCGAUCUUCUGUUAGGCUCCAAGUGUGUUUUUAAAUGGAGUGCUUUUUAACCCUCUUCAUCCUUCAUACUAACUAUUGGACUUGAAACCACAUCACCUGAUAUCAGAGGUGGUAUGUGGUUGGGAUCUUUUCAAAUACUUUAUCUUUCCUCUUUAUUUUUCUGUCCAGAUUGAAGUGGGUCACAUCAUUCUGGAGACUUCAUCUGCCUCCCAGAGAUGCUCCCAUUCCAGUCCUAUGUCAACUUCUCCUUCCAGCCACCUGCUUUCCUGAUGAUUGGCAUCCCAGGAAUGGAGGCCUUCAAUGGCUGGAUCUCCAUCCCCUUCUUCUCCAUGUACACAGUGGCCCUCACUGGAAACUGCCUGAUCCUGCUUGCUGUGAGAAGAACCCCUAGCCUGCACCAGCCUAUGUACUACUUCCUGUCCAUGCUGGCCCUCACCGAUGUGGGUCUCACCUUGUCCACACUGCCCACAACCCUGGCUGUGCUCUGGUUUGACCGUCGCCUUAUAGGCUUCAACUUCUGCCUGGUCCAAAUGUUCUUCCUCCACUCCUUCUCUGUGAUGGAGUCCUCAGUGCUCCUGGCCAUGUCCUUUGACCGCUUUGUAGCCAUUUCCAACCCCUUGCACUAUGCAGCUGUCCUCACAAAUAAUGUCAUCAUCAGAAUUGGAAUGGCCAUUGUGGCUCGAGCCACUGUUUCCCUCUUCCCAGUGCCGUUCUUGCUUAAGCGGCUGAACUUCUGCCCUGGCAAGAUCCUCCUGUCCCACUCCUUCUGUUUCCAUGCAGAUGUCAUGAAACAAGCCUGUGCUGACAUUACUGUCAAUAUCUUUUAUGGCCUUUAUGUAGUUCUGUCCACAGUAGGUGUAGACUCUUUGCUUAUUAUCAUGUCCUACACACUUAUUCUUCAUACAGUGAUGGGGCUAGCCUCUCCUAGAGAGCGUCUCCGGACCUUCAACACCUGUGUUUCUCAUAUAUUAGCUGUUCUGGUUUUCUACAUUCCAGUGAUAGGCGUGUCCAUGAUCCACCGUUUUGGGAGGCAACUGCCCCACAUAGUACAUGCUCUUGUUGCCUAUGUGUACCUGGUCAUACCUCCUGUGCUCAAUCCCAUCAUCUAUAGUGUCAAAUCUAAGCCCAUCAAGAAGGCCAUGCUCAAGGUGCUGAGGGCGAAGGGGCAAGGUUGA